This is a messenger RNA of Batrachochytrium dendrobatidis JAM81, 1526 nucleotides long. RefSeq lists its product as uncharacterized. The transcript is spliced from 5 exons. Gene Ontology annotation, cellular component: membrane. The coding region runs from base 10 to 1455 and encodes 481 amino acids. NCBI's taxonomy places the organism in Eukaryota, Fungi, Chytridiomycota, Chytridiomycetes, Rhizophydiales. Gene Ontology annotation, biological process: neutral lipid catabolic process; piecemeal microautophagy of the nucleus; multivesicular body membrane disassembly. Gene Ontology annotation, molecular function: glycerophospholipase activity. The record is from RefSeq and is a predicted model, not a curated record.
AACCAGCAAAUGCUUCUCUUCCUGCAACCACUAUUACUACUGUUUGCUACUCUUUCUUCCUUUCCAACUGGGCUGGUUAUUGCUUUUCCUCGAUCAUCCACACAUGCUGCUUCACAAAACAGCAACAAUCCACCUCAGUCGGCUGGAAACUUUCGUUUGGUAAAGGUUAUUCAUUCUGGACUAACCGACAAAAACGAACCGACAAUGUAUCAACACUCUCCUGGCUCUCUGAACAUGGCUUCUGCCUCUUCUACUUUUAAGCUUUCUAAAAAAACACAUACUCCUGAAUGGUCUCUUCUUUCUAAUCGAAAAACUCUUUCCAAACAGAAUCUACCAAAGUCCAAGAAUCCCAAGCUUAAUCUAAAAAAUCCUUCCACAGCAUCCCAUACAGCACAUGCCGGGCUCAAUGGAUUGUACUAUCAAUCUCAGAACAAUAUGGACGAUGCAUUUUCGAUCCCGAAACCCAUGUCACCUAAAUAUAAAAAUAUGCUGAUUCCUGACCCGACUGAUCCUGAAACAGUCCUGAGCUUUGCUCGUAUGACUUACGAUGCGUAUUACGAGCCUGAAGACAAGGCAUGGAUUCCAGUGCCUGGCUGGAAUGUAUCUGGUAGAUUCGGAUGGCAAACAAGUGGCAUUCGAGGAUAUGUGUUUGUUGAUGAUACCGAACACUUUUUAGUUAUUGUCAUCAAAGGUACUUCCUUGUCAACUCCCAUUGGAAGCGGACCGACUGCUCAGCUGGACAAGUUAAACGACAAUCUGAUGUUUUCUUGUUGUUGUGCCAAAGGUGGCUGGGGAUGGACUCCGAUAUGCAGUUGUCCAAUCUCGUCAACACAAUGCAGUAACAGCUGCUUGCUCAAAGAAUCAAGCUUUGAGGGUUCCUAUUACAAUUUAGCACAAACCAUCUAUCUUGCAGUAAAAGAGUGGUUUCCAAAUCAUACCAACAUUUGGAUGACCGGCCAUUCCCUAGGUGGUGCAUUGGCUGCUUUGGUUGCUCUCACUAAUGACCUUCCUGCGUUUGCAUACGAAGCACCGGGUGAUCUGUUGUAUGCAUCUCGCUUAGGACUACUUCCUAACUUGCCUGAUUUGACCGAUUUUUUAAACUCCGUUCCUAUAUUUCAUUACGGCAACGAUGGUGAUCCGAUUUUCCUUGGACAAUGCGCUGGAGUCACAUCCAGUUGCUACUGGCUCGGCUACGCACUUGAAACCAAGUGUCAUAUUGGAAAGCAAUGUGUGUAUUCUUUUAAUGAAGCCCAGAAAGAGCUCUCGCCAAACACCUCCGUGUCUGAGUCAUCCAACUCGGAAAGUGGCCAAGUUCACACACAAAGUAGCAUCCGAUACCAUUCUAUUGAUUUUGUUAUUAAAAGAUUUCUAGAAAAUGCACAAAGUGUGCCCAAAUGCGCUAUUCAGCCGGCAUGUCUUGCAACUGAGUGUACUGGCUGGAGUUUUGUCGACUAAUCAAGGAUUGUUUUGAUACCUUGCAAUCUUUUAUGAAACUCUUAUCAUUUUAAAAUACAUCAAUUUACUAU